Messenger RNA from Fusarium vanettenii 77-13-4, 1256 nucleotides. RefSeq lists its product as uncharacterized. Lineage: Eukaryota; Fungi; Ascomycota; Sordariomycetes; Hypocreales; Nectriaceae. Gene Ontology annotation, cellular component: PAM complex, Tim23 associated import motor. Gene Ontology annotation, biological process: protein import into mitochondrial matrix. The record is from RefSeq and is a predicted model, not a curated record. Bases 316 to 1050 code for a protein of 244 amino acids. The transcript has 2 exons.
CUUUACUUAAUUAUUAUUACUACUUAUAUAUUAUAGCUGCUAUAAAUUAGACCCCCUAGCGCCGACCCGAUAAUAGCUAACCCAAUUGACCUCUCGGGUCGGCAGCGCUUAACCGCGCUUAACACAAGCGCCAUCUUUUCUCGCCCUUUCCCAUGAGAUCACGAACCCAGCUUGUACCGAGCUUCCCCCACGUCAAAAAUCCCGUCGACCAAAAUCCCGACGUCGACGAAGCUCAAUUCUCCAAUCUCCACUCCGUACCUAAGUUUCGCAUUGAAUUAAUUGACUCUUUUUUCUUGCGCAAUUUUCCCUCGAAUCAUGGCCUCCUCCCCGCUCAAGACGUUUGUCUUGCGACGACCCGUCACCGGCGUCAUCUGCUCUUCGCCGAAAGCUCCCUUCUCGACCUUUCCCGCCGCCUCGUGCCUCGCCCGUUCUCCGCUUCGAAAGCAAUGCCUCGCUCCCGUCGUCUCCGUCCCCAAGGCUUUUGCCCGCGCCGCCAGCUCGGGUAAGCCUGAUCUAGCCUCGGCCGCGCAGCAGUCCCUCAACGCCACGCCGGGACAGAACAACGCCCACGACUUUGCGCAGGAUCCCCAUCACGCCCUCGACUGGAACAGCUUCUUCAAGCUCCGCCUCAAGCGCCGCCGAUACCAGCUUCUCUUUUCCAUCACCAACGGCAUGUUCUGCGGAGGCGCCGGCGCCGUGGUCCUCUCAACGGGUGUCGCCGAGCCCGUCAUCACCCAAAUUCCCCUCGACCCAUUCAUGACGCUGGGCAUCAUGACUUUCGCCUUUUCUGGUCUCGGUUGGUUGAUCGGCCCCAGCAUCGGCAAUCAGUUCUUCUACGCCUUGAACCGCAAGUGGAAGAAGCAGAUGACGCAGAAGGAGGCCGAGUUCUUUGAGCGCAUCAAGAAGCACCGGGUUGACCCCACCAACUCGAGCGCCGCCAACCCUGUUCCCGACUUUUACGGCGAAAAGAUUCAGAGCGUGGCUGGUUACCGACAAUGGCUAAAAGAUCAAAAGGCUUUCAACAAGAAGAAGACUGCCAACUUUGUGUAAAACAAUAACAACAAAAACUUGUCUUGGCUAAUGGAUAAUGGCUUUUUCUUCAUUGGCAGAGCAAAACAAAAAAUCUUCAUAUGUAAUGAUGGCGCAGCUGACGGGCAGGGAUGGGCCGCCCUUGAUGUUGCGGCCCCGGAUCAUCGCGGGCAUGUAUCUAUAUCGUCAAAUCUCUUAUCCAAUAACAAACUCUCUUCCUCUUUUCA